CUAUUCACCCACCCUAGCUGGAGGAAUUCAUCAAGGACUUUGAGGAGAACGGGCCCGGUUCGGUGGGGCCCGACCUGGACAAAGGCAGCAAGCUGAUGGACUUUUACGGUGCCAAAUUGAACAAAUACGAAGAGCGGCGCAUUGAGUUGUCCAAUGCGGAGAAACUUUUCGAUAUGCCGAUGGCUGAUUACAAUGAUUUCUCAAGAAUCAAAACCGACUACGAGGGUAUGUUAUUGGUCUACAAACUGUACAAAGCCUACAAGACUGGCAGAGAAGUUUGGUCGAAGACACUAUGGGCCGAUUUGGAUCCACAAAUACUCACGGAUGGCAUCGAAAGUUACAUGAAAGAGUUUCGCAAACUACCAAAACAGGUGCGCUUACUACCCUCUGGUAUGAUGCUCGAAUUGAGCAUGAAACAAUUCAAGAAUACCGUGCCGUUAAUG
This is a messenger RNA of Bactrocera oleae (olive fruit fly), 443 nucleotides long. The record is from RefSeq and is a predicted model, not a curated record. Lineage: Eukaryota; Metazoa; Arthropoda; Insecta; Diptera; Tephritidae.